This is a messenger RNA of Pipistrellus kuhlii (Kuhl's pipistrelle), 512 nucleotides long. RefSeq names its product keratin-associated protein 7-1. The record is from RefSeq and is a predicted model, not a curated record. The transcript has a single exon. Bases 117 to 380 code for a protein of 87 amino acids. NCBI's taxonomy places the organism in Eukaryota, Metazoa, Chordata, Mammalia, Chiroptera, Vespertilionidae.
CGCCCCGCCCCGCCCGGCCUGGGUAUAAAAGGCCCCCGGCCGCCACCAGCCUCAUCCACCGGCACCUGCUCUCCACCCUCACAUCCACGCCCACCACCUCCUCUCCUCCCGCCGCCAUGACCCGCUUCUUCUGCUGUGGCAGCUACUUCCCCGGCUACCCCUGCUACGGCACCAACUUCCACCGCACCUACCGGGCCACCCCCCUCAACUGCGUGGUGCCCCUGGGGUCCCCACUCAACUACGGGCACGGCUGCACCGGCUACGGCUCCCUCGGCUACAGCUUCGGCGGCAGCAACUUCGGGAACCUGGGCUGCGGCUACGGCGGCAGCUGCUGGCGGCCCUGGGGCUCCGGCUCCGGCUUCGGCUACAGCACCUACUGAGGCCCGGCCGGCACCCGGGACGCAGGGCCCCCGCAGAGCGAGGCCGUGCCCGCCUCGGAGCUGCCGGGAGAGUCCGCCCGUCUCUGUGACCGCGCCGAGGCCUGGUCUCCGAGGACGCUGAGCCGGCACCGG